AUGGCUGCAAAGGGCAUUGGAUGUAUUUCAGAGGCCAUGGGCGCAUUAAAGCUCGCCUCAAAGCCCUCGCAUCUCAAGACCAUCACCAGGUCCAUGGCCACGACCAUCGAAGCCUCAACGGCCAACAUCACACGCUCAGCCGAUACCCAGACCAUCCUCAACUCAUGGCAUCCCUCAUCCUCUGUCCCUGUGACAAUCCACGCCUUCCCCAGUCUUGAACCCACGUCUCUCGAGCAGUUUGCCGUCGAACACCUCUACCUCCCCAUGCGCCGCGAUAUCCUCCAUCUUGCCGUCGUCUACGAAGGCGACAAUACUCGUCUCGGUACGGCUCGGGCUCUGACACGCUCUGAGGUUCGGGGGUCGACGCGCAAGGUACGUCCCCAAAAGGGCACGGGCCGCGCUCGCCUCGGUAGCAGUAGGAGUCCCUCCCUCCGCGGUGGUGGUAAAGCCCACGGUCCCAGGCAGAGGGACUUUGGCACCAAGCUGAACCGCAAGGUCUACGACAAGGCGUGGCGCACGGCGCUGAGCUAUCGCUAUCGGAGGGGCGAGCUGAUCGUGACGGAGGAUGGCAUGGACAUGGCGUACCCCGAGGAAUUCGAGGCGACCCCGGCAGACAAGCUCAGGUUCGGCCUGAGGGAGCGCUAUCUCGCCAAGUACAUGCGCGAGGCCCUCAUGGGGCUGGGACUUGGCAAGCCGGACGGACGAACCCUUUUUGUCACCGAGGACAGGCGGACAAGGCUGUUUGAGGCGAUGGAGUACGCCGGUCCCUCCGAGGGCCGGGCUUUGGAUAUGGAAGAUGUGGACGUCAAGGAUCUUCUCGAGACGGGCAAGGUUGUCAUGGAGAGGAGUGUGCUUAAGGAGUUGAUCAAGCAGCACGAGAGUGACCUGGUGUCCAAGGUGGUCAUCAACGGCUUCACGCCUGCUGGGCCGCAAAGCGGAGUCAAGGUGCUGGGCGCUUAG
This is a messenger RNA of Emericellopsis cladophorae, 960 nucleotides long. RefSeq lists its product as uncharacterized. Gene Ontology annotation, molecular function: structural constituent of ribosome. NCBI's taxonomy places the organism in Eukaryota, Fungi, Ascomycota, Sordariomycetes, Hypocreales, Bionectriaceae. Gene Ontology annotation, cellular component: ribosome. Gene Ontology annotation, biological process: translation. The record is from RefSeq and is a predicted model, not a curated record. The coding region runs from base 1 to 960 and encodes 319 amino acids. The transcript is spliced from 3 exons.